AUGGCCCUGACGUUCUCCGUGGCCAGCGUCACGGGGAAGACCUACGACGUCAUGGUGAAGGGCGAGGAUCGGGUGAAGGAACUGAGGGAAGAAGUGGAGCGAUACAUCGAGGUGCCCGAAGCCUGCUAUUUGAAGCUCUUCCACGGCGCCGAGGUGCUGCACGACGCGCUGCCGCUGACGGCGCUGUAUCCCACGGAGCAAGUCUUCGCAGUGGUGGCGCGGGAGACGAAGGUGGAGCUCUUGCUGCAAGCGGCAGGCUCUUAUGAGGGCUACAAAGAACUGCUGAAAAUGGCUCCAAGUUCACCGGAAGGAGACCACAUCAAGGUGGUGAAGGGCCUUCCAUCCAUCCUGGCGGUUCUUGAGGACAUGGCGGGACAAAAGCCGGAGAUUGAACAUCUGCGUGCGGGGGAACAUGGAUUGGAGAUGAGUAGCAAGGACGGACAUUUGUUGCUGCCGAGCAUCAACAGUGGAGUCCUUCUGCGAGAAAGCCGGAAGGAGCAGUUUUCCAAGGUGGUGGUGUCCGUCCAGCUGAAUUCGGACGCAUACAACAAAGGCCUUGGCCUUGUGGUGGAAGAACCUCCCUCCAUGCAGAGUGACACCGACCCGUCGGGUCUGCCGAGCUACGUCUACAACGGCUUCGGCUUGUCGGAGUCCAAGAAGUCCAACGCCAUCAAGUUUCAUCCCGCGAUGCAUGGAGGGCUCCUGCGCAUCGAGGGCGCUGGAGGUUUUCCCAAUUGCAACAUGGGCUACACCCCACAGAACUGGACCGAAUCAGAGAAGAAGUUCCACACCUUUGAGGUCACCCUCGCUGUGGACGGACGGAACCACUUGAAGGUGACCAGCACUCAAGGUGAGGUUUUCCAAGUGGAUUGGCGCAACACGUUGACGGAUGGCAAGUUCCUGCCCGCUGUCUAUGCGUGGCUGGACCUGGGUGGUGAAGCCCUUUACCUGGGCGACAUCUCUCUGGAGAUCCAUCUGUGA
This is a messenger RNA of Cladocopium goreaui, 981 nucleotides long. NCBI's taxonomy places the organism in Eukaryota, Dinophyceae, Suessiales, Symbiodiniaceae. The record is from the annotation of a GenBank genome assembly.